CUAUAUCCCUUCUUCUCUCUUUACUUCAGGAGCACUACAAGGAUCUGAACGAGAGACCUUUCUUUCCCAAACUGAUAGAGUACAUAACUUCUGGUCCUGUAGUUUGCAUGGCCUGGGAGGGUGCAGGUGUUGUUGCAUCGGCUCGCAAACUGAUAGGAGCUACUAACCCCCUUCAAGCUGAACCAGGGACCUUAAGGGGUGAUCUUGCAGUUCAAACAGGAAGGAAUGUUAUCCACGGAAGUGACAGCCCUGAUAAUGGCAAGCGUGAAAUCGCGCUAUGGUUCAAAGAAGGCGAGCUCGCUCAGUGGGAAUCAGUUCAAUCACCCUGGCUUAUAGAAUGAUGCUGGCACAUCACUGCAUGAGCCUGACACCGGUGCUUACUUGGCCAACUUUGUUCUGCGGGGCCAUGUAUGAGUUUACUUCUGUCCAGUAUAGUAGCCUAUCAAGGCUCCAAAAUUUUCACCAUAGUCCACAUGUAUGUUCUUUCUACGGUUGUUUGUUAUAUUGA
Lolium rigidum is the source of this 508-nucleotide messenger RNA. Its product is annotated as nucleoside diphosphate kinase 2, chloroplastic-like. The transcript is spliced from 4 exons. Gene Ontology annotation, biological process: GTP biosynthetic process; UTP biosynthetic process; CTP biosynthetic process. Gene Ontology annotation, molecular function: nucleoside diphosphate kinase activity. The record is from RefSeq and is a predicted model, not a curated record. Lineage: Eukaryota; Viridiplantae; Streptophyta; Magnoliopsida; Poales; Poaceae. The coding region runs from base 108 to 341 and encodes 77 amino acids.